Molecule: messenger RNA, 1161 nt
Organism: Diatraea saccharalis (sugarcane borer)
Lineage: Eukaryota; Metazoa; Arthropoda; Insecta; Lepidoptera; Crambidae
Source: the annotation of a GenBank genome assembly
AUGCGCACGCGCGCGACGGCUGCGUUGUUCAGCGGUGCGGGCCUGGCGUUGGCGGCGCGGCUCAAGUGGGACCCGAGCGCGUACGUGCCGCUCCGCGAGGCCCUGCCGCGCGAGUACCGGUUGCUCUGCGGGACGCUGCUCGUCGGCGCGCUCGCCGUCCUGCUGCUGGCACAUGUGGCACUCACUGCACUCCUCAUACGACGGUCACCUAUACUGCGACGAGUUGCACUCUAUAUAUACGCGGUGUUGACGCUAGUUCAGGUAGUGUGCGAGGUGUGUGGUGGGGUGUGGGCGUACGAGCGCGUGCGAGAGUGGAUCGACUCGCGCGACGCGCAGGAGCUGCGGGAGCUGAUGGAGGCGCGCGACCACAUCCUCGCCGCGCUGCAGCUGCUCGCGCGGUGGUUCCCCUUGCCGGAGAAGCUCAACGCGCUCAUACAGGAAGCGGAGGCGGAUAUUCCCCGCAACGCGUACGCGGCGGGGGGCGCGGCGGCGGCGAUGCUGGUGCUGCAGGCGGCGGCGGUGGCGCUGGCGCUGUCGGCCGCGCGCCGCCGCCGCGUCGCCACUCGCCCCAGCGUCGCGACCAUAGACAGUGCCGACGAACAUUUCGACAGAGACGACUCGCGCGCUAGACUCACUUUCCGAAGAGUACUCGUUCCUACAACGCGACACGGCAGAGCCCACACGCAGAUUGUCAUCCUCACAGAACGCAACGGUUCGGUGACGUCAGACGAUCUCGGUCCCCCGCCGGGUCACGCGGGCCCCGCCGACUGCACCACUGACGCGGGGCCCACGCGGGCACACGCUCAGUACCUCAGUACUUACGCUCGAGCACUCAGGAUACAUAGAAAUCAUUACAGCAGAACGAGUCCGCACAUACGAGACGGCGAUCCUCGGAAAGCGGAGGUCGACCACCGAUUGUUAUUUCGAGAUAGUCGACGGCCGAUACUAUCGAGCGAGCGUUCGACGGCCGGGGUGUGUCGAGCCGGCGACCGUCUCGGGUCGAGGUCGGCCCUUCCGGAAGCGGCGGGAGCGUUCGUCGACGGCCGGGGAGGCGGCCUCGUUUAUCUGUACGCCUGCCGGUCCGCCAGGAACGGGUUGGCGGGCGACUGCCGCGGCACCGGCGCCUGCCCCGGCACCCCCAGGCUGUCCGCUCCACUGUAG